CAGUCAUUGACGAAAGCGGAAAUAAAGAAGCUCUGGUUGCUGUUUUGCAUUUAUGUGAAGCUUAGUGUUGGGGAAAAAUAUACAUAUACCAUAUGCUAGUGAAUGUUGUUUUAAAAAAUAAUUAUUAGACUGUGGCUAAAUUAACGCUUGGGGUGUCGAUAUGGAGAAGGACCCGGAUGCGGAGUGUGGCACCUCCGCUUCAUGUACGGCCAGUGGGAAAUCUAAGCUGGACACAUUGUCCAAAGAUGACCUCAUUAAAUUUGCAAAAAAGCAGAUGGGUGCAAUGAAGUUGUUAAAGUCAAAGUGUGCAGAUUUAGAAGAGAAAGUUGAAGCACUGAACGUUCUUCAAGGUGGGACUUCCAAUGAUUCUGUAAUACAGGAGCUGACUGAGAGAAUGGAUGCUGUACUGCUUGAGAAAGCAGAGACUCAACAGAUGCUUGUGUUACUGCGCAAAGAAAAUGAAAAGCUGAGAAACCAAACAGAAGAGUCAAUGGAGAAGUUGGCUGCUCUCCAGCAGAAACUGGAUCAUGCUGAACCGGACCACACUGAAAAGAUAAAGCUUAUGGAAGAACAGUUUGAAACCUCAGAAACAAAGUACAGAGAGGAAUUGGAGUUCUUUAAAAAAUUGGCAAGUGAAAAUGAAGAACUCCAGAGAUGUAGACUUCAGGAAGACUUUAAUUCUAAAAUUGAAGCAAUUCGUCAAGAAUAUGAGAGCAAGAUAUCUGAUUUGGAGCAGUAUCUGGAAUUGGCUAAAAAAGAAUGGACAACUGAGAAUGAAACUCUUAAGGAUACUCACCAGAUAGCUCUCCGAAAAACCCAAGAAGAUAUCGACAGUUUUCAGGAAACGAUUUCAAGGCUGACCCGACAGCAUGAAGAUGAGGUUAGAUAUCUGGAAGAACAGCUUGAAAUCAGUGCUGCACAUUUUGAUAUGGAGAGAGAGAGGCUGUUGCUGGUCCAGGAAGAGCUAUCAGAGCAAAUAGCACUUAAAGAGAGCUACCUCCAGGAUGUUCAAGAGGAAGAGGAAGACCUCAACAGACGGACCCAAAAACCAUCAGAAUUGAUUAAGGCAUUGGAUUCUUCUGUAUUAGAAGACCCAGAGAAUGAAAUGGACAAAUUGAGAUUAGCACUGCAGGAUUUACAGUCACAAAACACAAUGCUUAAAGAGGAGCUCACCUUUCUCACUAAUGUGAAGACGGAGCUUGAGGGUGAUCUGAAACAUUUAAAGGAGGAGUUCAGCAUGGAAAGGGAAGAACUGGAGUUCAAGAUUAAUGAAUUGCAAAUGACUAAAGAGGAAGGUGAGAUUUGCACUGAAAAGGAGGUUAAUUUCAUGAAUGCAGUAGAGACUGUACGUCUUGAAGAACAUGAUAAGAUUCUUCAAGAAUUAAAAGAGUUACACAAAGCAGAAAUGAAAGAACUAGAGGCUCGUCUUAUUUCCAAUAAUGAGCGGGAAAAAGAAGCAAUUGUUCAAGAGGCACAAGAUCUGCAACACACAUGUAAGGUGCUUUCUGAGGAGAAAAAAGCUAUUGUCAGUGAAUAUGAGCACACAAAAGAAAUUCUGAGAAAUAUUGAGAUGGAACUUGGAGACAGAACGUCUGACUUUGUAAAGAAAUAUAAUGCCAUGAAGGAGCAGGCAGCAGUUUCAGUUCAGGAGUUAGAGGAAAAGCUCAGAGAGAAAGAUCGUAUAAUAGAGAAACUAGAGUGCUUAGAGCAAACACAGGAUAAUUCAGAGCAAAAACUGUGGCAGAAGGAGGACGUUGUUCCAGAGGACAAAGAAGUCCACAUGUUCAUGCCGUCAGACAAAGAGAACAAGGUGAGACUUGAAGAAAUAUUAAUAUACAUAGAAAAAAUACAAGAUGAAUGUAAGCAUAGAGGUAUGGACACUGCCCAGAUCACACUUCAGAAGUUGGAAGACUUGUCAGUGACUUUGGAAGGUGCCUUAGAUGAAAAGAAAAGUCUGAGGAGUUGUAUAGCUAAGUUGGAGAGCCAGCUCUCUCUCUCAGCUCAUGAAAAAGAUCAACUGGCCAAAGGUUGCAGUACUUCAGUAGAGGGCUUGGCUGUGUCAAAUGAGGAAAUGGCUGAACUACAAAGAGAUCACCAGUCUGCAUUACAAGAGCAGGAUGCUCUAAGAAAGGAUCUGGAGACUAGUGAAGAAAAACUUUUCGAGGCCCGGAAGCAAAUCUGUUAUAUACUUGCACAGAACUACUCUGUGAAAAUAGACGAUGAGGAAGACAUCUCUGUAUUGCUAAACCAUCUCGUAUCCAGUGUUGAAGAAGAUAAAUCUACCUGUAUUGCAUCAAAUGAGGAAAAAGCUAAACUACAAAAAGACCUGCAAGCUGUGUCUGACGAGAGGAAUAAUUUAAAGAUGGUAAUAGAAAAUAGCGAAAGAAGACAUUUUGAUACACAAAGGCGUGUCUGUGAAAUACUGGAGCAGCAUUACUCUGUGAAAAUAGUCAGGGAGGAAGACAUGUCUGUAUUGCUGAACCACCUUGUGUCUAGCAUUCAUGAAGAAAAAAAGAAUUACAUUAUGUUAAAUGAGGAAAAGAUUAAACAACAAAGAGACCUUUUGAGCAUGGUUGAAGAAAGGGAUGAUCUAAAGAGGUGUAUGGAAACCCAUGAAAGAAAACUUUCUGAUGCACGGAAGAAUGUCUGUGAAAUGCUGGAGCAAAACUACUCUGUGAACAUAGAUGAAGAAGAGGACAUCUCUGUGUUGCUGAAGCAUCUCCUGUCAAAAGUUCAAGAAGAAAAACUGAUAUUAACACAGGAGUUGGAUGAAAAAGCAGUACAGUUGUCACAGCAAAACCAGCAAGCUGAGCUCAGUGAUGACGGGUACUUACAGAAGACCAGUCUAAAUGAAGUUCUGUCAGAUACAGAAAAUUUGCAAGGGGACCAAAAUGAGCAGGUUGAAAUAACAGGGAGGUUGGUGGGCCAAGAACAUGAAGAACCUGCAGUUGAAGGUGGUGCUCAGGAAACUGAUGACAUGAAAAGGCUCCAACAGAAGCUAAGUGAAAAAGAGUCCACAGUAGCCUAUCUAAAGGAAGAAAUUUCCCAUUUACAGGAAUCCAAGCUAUCUACACUCAAUGAAAAUAUGAGGCAAAUAGAGUUUUUAGAAAAAGAAAGCAAAGAGAAAGAAGAACGUUUGAAUAAAUUCAAAGCUGUUGCUGUGAAAGCAAGGAAGGAAUUGGACAACAGCAAAAAAGAGGUAACUAGACUUAAAGAAGAAUUGGACUCUUUGAGAACCGAAAGAGACAAAAUGUCAGACUCCAUGAAGGCCAUCAUCCAUGGUGCAGAGGCCUAUAAGAAUCUUAUGAUUGAUUAUGACAAGCAAACUGAGCUGUUGGAUAAAGAAAAAGAGAAACUGGAUGCAUCAGAAAAACUGGUUGGUGAUUUGACCAAACGUCUACAUGUAGCUGUGGAAGAGAAUAAGCAACUUUCUUCUGAGAGAGAAGACCUGAUGGCUCAUAUUGCGACUCUCCAAAGUAAUGUUCGACAGCUUGAGGCACAGGCUCUUGAGAUGCACAAACUCAAAUCUUCAGUGGAGAGAGACCUGGAAGCAGAAAGGCUUUUGAAGGAGCAAAAAACAAAGGAGCAUGUGUGUGCUGUGAAGGAAGUUGAGGAGCUCCACAUUUUACUGCAGAAACAGAAACAACAGUUGCAGCAGACAGAGCAAGAGUUGGAACAGCUUAGGAAGGAUGCCCAGCAGAGCACUUUGUUGGACAUGGAGAUGGCAGAUUAUGAGCGUCUGGUCAAAGAGCUCAACCUGCAGCUCUCUGACAAGGACAGACUGCUGGAAGAACAGGAAAGACAAACACAAGCUCAGAGAGAGAGGGAGGAGAAACUGAACCAGGAAAUAGCAUCUUUAAAGUCACUUGUGGACAUCGGAGAGGAGAAGACCGCAAAGGUUAAGCAGCUGCUGGUGAAAACUAAGAAGGAUUUGGCAGAUGCCAAGAAGGAAGAAGCAUCUCAGAUGAUCCUGCAGUCUUCUCUGAAAGGGGAAUUAGAGGCCAUUCAACAGCAGUUAGAGAAUUACAAGAUUCAGUGUAGUGAACUGACUGCAGGUCGGCACAGGCUUCAGGAACAACUAAAGUCAGUGAGUGAUCAACAUCAGAAGUCAGUCACAUCCUACCAGCACCAAGUGACCACUUUACAGAAUGAUCUGAGCUCUACAAAGGCUGAAUUUGAGUCAACAAAGUCUGAGUUUGAGAGUUACAAGGUGCGAGUACACAAUGUGCUCAAGCAGCAGAAAAAUAAGAGCUCUGCUCAAAGUGAUGGUGAUUUUUCCAAACAGGACAGGGAGAACAUGGAGACCAUGCUGGAGCAGUUGAGGUCCAAACUGCAAGAAAGUCAACUUAAUGCACAGAGCUGCAAUGCAGAGCUGCAGCAGCUUCAGACUGAAUAUGACACACUUUUGGAGCGUCACAACAAAAUGUUACAGCAGACCAUCACUAAAGAGGCUGAACUGAGAGAGCGGUUACUGUUACUGCAUUCAGAGAAUGUAGCACUAAAAUCAGAGCACAGCCAGUCAGUAGCACAGCUAACAGCACAAACAGAAACAUUGCGUAGUAGCUUCCGGGAACAGCUACACCACUUGCAAGAUGAACAUCGCAGCACUGUAGAGACCCUGCAGCACCAGAUCACCAGCCUGGAGACCCAGCUGUUCCAGCUGCAAAAGGAGCCUGCCACUUCUGCUGCUCAGCAGCAGAGCAAAAAGCCACAGUCAGAAAAGAAGCUUUCAGAUCUGCCUUUAUUUGAGAUGAACAUGGCGCGAGAGGAAGGUGAGGGAAUGGAGACAACAGAAACUGAGUCUGUCUCCACAGCAGGGACUCCCCCACCCAGUCUCGAGCAGCUCCUCACUUCACCUGACCCAAAACAUGAGCCCUUUGUGUGGCAGGUGGAGCCCACGAAGGAGGAGCUAACUAGCAAACUGAAUACAGCCACACGCAGCAUGGAGCACAUGAACAGCCUGUUACAUGAGAGUGAAGCCACCAAUGCCAUCCUCAUGGAGCAGAUCAACCUCUUGAAGAGUGAGAUGCGUCGUCUAGAGCGGAAUCAGGAGCGAGAGAAAUCAGUUGCAAACUUGGAGUAUCUGAAAAAUGUGUUGCUGCAGUUUAUCUUCCUUCGUUCUGGCAGUGAGAAGCAGGCGCUGCUGCCUGUCAUACACACAAUGCUACAACUCAGCCCAGAAGAGAAGAGCAAACUUUCUGCGAUUGCACAUGGUGAAGAAGAGGCUGCAGCAUCUAGAGGAUCCGGUUGGACGUCAUAUCUUCACAGUUGGUCUGGCAUCAGAUAAGAACCCAAAACCUCAAGUAUCCAUGAUCCAUCUAUAUAAAAAAAAAAAGUCCUCUGUAUUUUUUUUAAAGAAUAUUUUUAUUAUUCUUGUAAAGACAGUAUGGAGUUGACUUGUGUAGCAUAAAAAUCAACAGCUUACAUUUUUAAACACCUUUUAAUCAGCUUUCCCUGUUAUAUGUGAAGGUAACCCAAGUGGUUAAUAUGUAAUAUCUAAAGCCACAAUGAUUAUCAAUAACCAAAAAUUUGUUAAAAGUUGUUAAAGCAUUAUACUGAAGUGUUGAAACUGUCAUUAUAAAUCUACUGUAUCAUCUUGUAAUUAUAAUCAACAAUAAAUUGUGUCAUGUGAA
This is a messenger RNA of Pangasianodon hypophthalmus (striped catfish), 5633 nucleotides long. RefSeq names its product GRIP and coiled-coil domain-containing protein 2. The transcript has 23 exons. Gene Ontology annotation, biological process: late endosome to Golgi transport. The coding region runs from base 161 to 5287 and encodes 1708 amino acids. The record is from RefSeq and is a predicted model, not a curated record. Gene Ontology annotation, cellular component: Golgi apparatus. Lineage: Eukaryota; Metazoa; Chordata; Actinopteri; Siluriformes; Pangasiidae.